AUGAGAAUAUUUUAUCAGUUCGCGAUUUUUAUAUUGUUCGCUGGAAUCAGCUAUGCUAGUCACAAAUGUACACUUUUUAACGAUAAAAAUCAUGGAUUCGGAUGUGAAUUGAGAAAUGUCACUCCGUCACAAAAUGAUUUUGAGAUAAAUAUAAUGGCAAGGGAUGACACAAAUAAAACUGAAAAAGAUGUCAUGUGGGUACAGAUUCGUGAUUCACAAUUUGAAAACUUACCAAAAGGCGUUUUUGAAAAAUUUGUCAAUAUGGAGAAAAUUAUGAUAAUAUCAAGUCGUGGAUUUAAGAAUCUCGAACAAAAUUAUUUUGAUAAAAAGAUUACUCUUAUUUUAAUGAAAAACACAGAUUUGGAAGUAAUUGGAGAGAAAAGUUUUGUGGAAUUAGAAAAUUUGAAAAUUCUCAGCUUGAACUAUAACAACGUGAAGAAAAUUCAUAGAUCAGCUUUCAGAGAUCUUGUGAACCUGGAAAAGAUCGAAAUGGUGUAUAACUACCUUGAAACCCUUGAUGACGAUAUUUUUGCAAAUAAUGUAAACCUUAAGCUUGUGCUUUUGUAUAAUAAUCAACUGAAAGCUAUAAGCGGUCAAUUAUUCUCUAGAAACAGCAACAUUGAAUCAUUACAAUUGCAAAAUAAUAUUAUCACUCAAAUAGAGAAAGGAUUUUACAAGAACAUGACAAAGUUAACAAGAAUUGAUUUAAGUUCAAAUUUAUGUAUCAGUGAAAAUAUUCAACUAACUCGUUUCAUUCAAUGGUCAAGUCAUCAGUAUAAAUUUAAAGACUGUUAUAAUAAUUUUGCCUUGAUGAAGUCAACAAACGACAUGAUUCGUAGUGUUUCAAAAAAAAUUGAAAAUCUUGAAGAUCAAGUUUCCGAAAUAAUGGAGAAAACUUCAAAUGAUUUGGCAAUACUUGAAGGAAACAUGAAAAAUUCGACUGCUUUGGAAGAAUUUAAAACUAAUUUGUUGGAUUUCUUUAAAAAUGAUAAAGAAAAGUUCAAGCAAUUAUAUGAAAAUGACUUACACAACAUAACUUCGUCAAUUCGAAUGGAACUAAUUGAAGAAGUCGAGAAUCAGCUUGAAAGUUCGCUGACUAAAACUCAAGAGACAGAACAGCAAAAGCUAGUCUCAAAUGAGUUCAAUCUAUUCCGUGAAGAAUUCUCUGGAAAGUUUGUUUUUAUAUAUUUCAUUCUCUUCAUCCUGGUUUGCUAUGGGUUCUUCUCAACUUAUGUAAUAUUUAUAAAAUUGAAGAUUUUCCCCAGGUUCGGUUCUCAGCUUGAUGAUAACAGAAAAUUAAUUGAACAAGAAACUUAA
This is a messenger RNA of Clunio marinus, 1317 nucleotides long. The record is from the annotation of a GenBank genome assembly. NCBI's taxonomy places the organism in Eukaryota, Metazoa, Arthropoda, Insecta, Diptera, Chironomidae.